GUCCCCUCAGAGCUGUACGGCGGCCGGCGCGGGCCACACGCGGGGGAUGAAUGGAGGUGCAGGGUGCAGGUUGAAAUAAGUCUUCUCUGCGUGGCCCUCUCUCCCGGCUGCUUCCGCCUCCUUUCUUUCUUUUCUUUUCUUUUUUUUUUAAUUUUUGCAGUGUCCCCAUUCUGAUCCCCGCUGUGUCGACGACCUGGUUGGUCCCAGCGUCUGAGUUCUCUGUACCCGAGUCGACUCAGGGCACAGCCGGGGUUUGGGGAUCCGGAUAAUCGCCUAGGCCCAACUUCGGACCGCGCUCUCGACUUCUGCCUCGUCCGGCGCUCGGACGCGGCAUCCGAGUGGGUUCUUUGAGGCUGGAGGGUAGAUCUUAAGGAUCCAGAGUGAGGAUGACUGAGUGCACAAGCCUUCAGUUUGUCAGCCCUUUUGCUUUUGAAGCCAUGCAGAAGGUGGAUGUUGCCCGCCUGGCAUCUUUAAGUGAUCCCGAAUUAAGACUUCUCUUGCCCUGCUUGGUGAGAAUGGCGCUUUGUGCUCCUGCUGACCAGAGCCAAAGCUGGGCUCAGGAUAAGAAACUUAUACUUCGUCUUCUGUCUGGAGUGGAAGCUGUCAACUCCAUUGUUGCACUAUUGUCUGUGGACUUUCAUGCUCUAGAACAAGAUGCCAGCAAAGAACAGCAGCUUAGGCAUAAACUUGGAGGAGGCAGUGGAGAGAGCGUCCUGGUAUCGCAGCUGCAGCAUGGACUGACCUUAGAAUUUGAACACAGUGAUUCACCUCGUCGAUUGCGGCUUGUGCUAAGUGAACUGUUGGCAAUUAUGAACAAGGUGUCAGAGUGCAAUGGAGAGUUCUUCUUCAAGUCUUCUGAGCUCUUUGAGAGUCCAGUGUACCUGGAGGAAGCUGCAGAUGUUCUCUGUAUCUUACAAGCAGAGCUCCCUUCCUUGCUCCCUAUAGUCGAUGUAGCCGAAGCCUUGCUGCAUGUUAGAAAUGGUGCCUGGUUCUUGUGUCUCUUGGUAGCCAAUGUUCCUGAUAGUUUCAACGAAGUUUGUAGGGGCCUGAUCAAAAAUGGAGAACGACAGGAUGAAGAAAGUCUCGGAGGGAGGCGCAGGACAGAUGCCUUACGCUUCUUAUGCAGAAUGAAUCCUUCUCAGGCCCUGAAGGUCCGGGGCAUGGUGGUGGAAGAAUGUCACUUGCCAGGCCUUGGAGUAGCUUUGACAUUGGAUCAUACUAAAACUGAAGCUUGUGAAGAUGGAGUGAGUGACUUGGUUUGCUUUGUUAGUGGCUUGCUUCUUGGAACAAAUGCAAAAGUCAGGACUUGGUUUGGAACCUUUAUUCGAAAUGGACAACAGAGAAAAAGGGAGACCAGCAGUUCUGUCCUUUGGCAGAUGAGAAGGCAGCUUCUUCUGGAGCUGAUGGGCAUUCUUCCUACAGUAAGGAGUACCCGUAUUGUAGAAGAAGCUGAUGUGGAGAUGGAGCCCACUGUGUCUGUGUACUCGGGACUGAAAGAAGAGCACGUUGUGAAAGCCAGCGCACUCCUGCGUCUGUACUGUGCCUUGAUGGGGAUUGCUGGACUCAAACCGACUGAGGAAGAAGCUGAACAGUUGCUGCAGUUGAUGACCAGCCGUCCUCCUGCCACGCCAGCUGGGGUUCGAUUUGUUUCCCUUUCCUUCUGUAUGCUCCUGGCCUUCUCUACACUUGUCAGCACACCGGAGCAGGAGCAGCUGAUGGUGGUAUGGCUCAGCUGGAUGAUCAAAGAAGAAGCUUACUUUGAGAGUACAUCAGGUGUCUCUGCAUCUUUUGGGGAGAUGUUGUUAUUGGUGGCCAUGUAUUUCCAUAGCAACCAGCUUAGUGCUAUCAUUGACUUAGUCUGCUCCACUUUGGGGAUGAAGAUUGUGAUUAAGCCAAGCUCCUUGAGUAGGAUGAAGACCAUCUUCACACAGGAAAUCUUUACUGAGCAGGUUGUCACAGCUCAUGCGGUUCGAGUCCCUGUCACCAGCAACCUGAGUGCCAACAUUACUGGGUUUUUGCCCAUUCACUGUAUUUACCAACUUCUCAGGAGUCGAUCGUUUACCAAGCACAAAGUGUCAAUAAAAGACUGGAUUUACAGGCAGCUGUGUGAAACCUCUAUUCCCCUCCACCCUCAGCUACUUCCUCUGAUUGAUGUGUACAUAAAUUCUAUACUUACUCCUGCAUCUAAAUCUAACCCUGAAGCCACAAAUCAGCCAGUGACAGAACAGGAGAUACUCAACAUUUUCCAGGAGGUCAUUGGGGGUGACGGCAUCCGCCUUAAUCAGCGCUUCAGUAUCACAGCGCAGCUUUUGGUGCUCUAUUAUAUCCUGUCUUAUGAGGAAGCUCUUCUGGCAAACACAAAGACUUUAGCUUCCAUGCAAAGGAAACCCAAAUCAUAUUCUUCUUCUUUAAUGGACCAGAUUCCUAUCAAGUUUCUUAUUCGGCAGGCUCAAGGGCUGCAGCAGGAGUUGGGAGGGCUGCAUUCAGCCUUACUACGCCUUCUAGCAACUAAUUACCCACACUUGUGUAUUGUGGAUGACUGGAUCUGUGAAGAAGAAAUCACAGGGACUGAUGCGCUGUUAAGGCGAAUGCUCCUGACUAGUAAUGCCAAAAAUCACUCUCCAAAACAGCUUCAAGAAGCAUUUUCAGCUGUCCCAGUAAGUCACACACAAGUGAUGCAGAUUAUGGAACACUUGACUCUACUUUCUGCAAGUGAGCUUAUACCAUAUGCAGAAGUAUUAACAUCCAAUAUGAACCAGCUGCUGAAUUCGGGGGUUCCACGGCGAAUUCUUCAAACUAUCAAUAAGUUAUGGAUGGUUUUGAACACUGUGAUGCCAAGAAGGCUGUGGGUAAUGACAGUUAAUGCACUCCAACCUUCCAUAAAGUUUAUACGACAACAGAAAUACACUCAGAAUGAUUUGAUGAUAGAUCCUCUCAUUGUCUUGAGGUGUGACCGGAGGGUUCACAGGUGCCCCCCACUAAUGGAUAUUACUCUGCACAUGCUGAAUGGGUAUCUGCUCGCAUCUAAAGCUUACCUUAGUGCCCAUCUGAAGGAAACAGCAGAGCAGGAGAGACCUUCCCAGAACAGCACAGUAGGUUUGGUUGGACAAACGGAUGCCCCAGAAGUUACCAGAGAAGAACUGAAAAAUGCAUUACUUGCUGCUCAGGAUAGUGCAGCUGUGCAGAUUCUCUUGGAGAUUUGUUUGCCCACUGAAGAGGAGAAGGCAAAAGGUGCCAGUCCAGACAUCUCCCUCAGGAAUUCUCAGAGUGUCAUCACCACCAGCACUCCAAGGAAAGAAAUGGAGGGAGGAGAAGACAAUCUGCUCUGUAACCUUCGAGAAGUUCAGUGCCUUAUCUGUUGCCUGUUGCACCAAAUGUACAUUGCAGAUCCCAAUAUUGCUAAGCUUGUUCAUUUUCAGGGCUAUCCGUGUGAACUCCUGCCUCUCACAGUGGCAGGGAUCCCAUCUAUGCACAUCUGUCUGGAUUUUAUACCCGAGCUUAUUGCCCAGCCAGAACUCGAGAAACAGAUAUUUGCUAUACAGCUGCUUUCUCACUUGUGUAUCCAGUAUGCAUUACCAAAGUCACUGAGUGUGGCUCGCUUAGCUGUCAAUGUAAUGGGAACUUUGCUAACAGUCCUAACACAGGCUAAGCGGUAUGCUUUUUUCAUGCCAACUCUUCCAAGUUUGGUCUCCUUUUGUCGAGCAUUCCCUCCGCUGUAUGAGGACAUUAUGUCUUUGCUAAUUCAAAUAGGGCAAGUGUGUGCCUCUGAUGUUGCCACUCAGACAAGAGACAUUGAUCCAAUCAUUACACGUCUUCAGCAAAUAAAGGAGAAACCAAGCGGAUGGUCUCAAAUCUGUAAAGAUCCUUCUUACAAAAAUGGGUCCAGGGACACUGGAAGCAUGGAUCCUGAUGUCCAGCUCUGUCAUUGUAUUGAAAGUACAAUAAUUGAAAUAAUAAACAUGAGUGUUAGUGGAAUUUGAAAAAAAAUUAAAUGCAGCUGUUUGGUGCAUACCCAGCAGGAAUCUGGAUUUUAUGACAACUCUUACUGAUGGGAACAGUGAGAUCUUGGAACUGCUGAAAUGAUUCAGUUCAACAUGAGUAUAAUUUAGAACUCUGAGAAUUAUACUUCCUUACGUUUGAUUGGCAUAUCUUUGGAUCUGCUUUGAUGGUAUGUUUAUAUUGUAGCAGCUGAACUUCUUUUCCAUUGGGAAAACUUUAAGAAACUUGUCGCUAAAAAGGGAUUGGGCCAUGCACUUAGCUCUUGAAGGGAAGAAAGAUUGCCAGGCCUUUAAUUUAAUUUCUUAUAAAAAUGAGCCUGUGGAUAUCCUUCAUAUUUGUGCUUUUAACAGUUUUCAGCAAAGAGGGAAUAGGAGGAAGGAGAAAGAGGAAUGUAGGGAAGGAAAAAUUCAGGAACAAUUGCCAGUUAGUACACAGAAAUCUCCGACUUGUAAUACAAGGAACAGUAUUACAGAUUGGAAUUCUAGUUGGUGAUAAACAGUACUAAGAAGGCUUUUUGUUUUGUUUUGUUUUAAAGGCAGGUAAAUUAGGUGUGGUGACACACACCUGUGAUUCCAGCCCUAGGGAGAAAGGCAGAGGCAGGCAGAUCUCUGUGUGUUUGAGUCUAGCCUGGUCUAUAUAGUGCGUUUCAGGACAGCCAGGGCUACAUAAUGAGAUCCUGUUGGGGGUGGGGGGGGAAACAAAGCUAGUAAAUGACUGCCUUGGAAUUACAGAUGAAGAUAUAAAAUUUCACAUAUCUGCUUCGAUUUUUCCUAAUAUAUGAAGCCAUAUGUUUAAAGAGAUACUUGAAUAAUUUGAAAUUUUAAGAUACUGAUUGUAAAGUACUUACAGAAACAUCUUUGUGCAAAGAACCUGAAAGUAAAUUUCAUUUAUUCUUUUUUAAAUUUAUUUUUAUAAUGCUGUAUUAUCUAAUUCUCAGAGGAGCAAAGAUAGAUCAAAUUAAAUGAAUUUUAGAGCAAUAAACCCCAAUAGAGCUUUUGGUUCAUCAUCAGGAUUAUAAUUCACAUUUUACUUUGAGAAGAUCUUUGAGUAAGAAAAUACAGUGUUUGAACCUCAGGAAAAAUUGUAAUGUGGGAAAUACUGUGUUGCUGAAGUUUGUAGUCUUCUGUUAGGAACUGCACAGUUAGGCAGAUGCAUUCAGAUGACCAUAAUCAUUUUUAAAAUCAAGUAGCCAGUGUGGAAGGUACUUCUUUGCUCUCUGAGAAAUACCUCAGUCAUUUGCCACCCCACUCAAAGCAGACCUCGGUGAAGAAGGUAGAAAACUAAAAGGAAAGUUCCUUUUCUUUCAUAAAAGGGACUUUAGCGUCAUCCUUUCCACCACCACAUAGCCGCGUCUCAUGUUCCUCCUUUGUUACUCCUGACCCUACCUCAUGAUGGUGUUCUAUCACAAGUUUAUAGCUGUUUCCAAUCAUGAAGUGCACAGUAUCAUGCAUGAUGGAAUAGAUAUACCUUUUUAUUACAUGCUUAACGUUCAAUUAAGUAAUUUUGAUGUGAAGAGUAAAAGAUAUGCUUUAAAGAUUUACCAUAAGAAUUUUCAUAUUUUUAAAUGAGACAGUUUUGUAGUCUCUUAACAUUAAAUACGACUGCUCCUGUUUUGUUUUUAAAUGAGGCCUUUCUGGAAUAUUUUGUGUGAAUAGUAGAACACAAUUCAGAAAUUGUUUAAAGUAUGUUUUGUAAUGAAAUGCAGUACACAUUUCGUGGAUCCAUUUUCAAAGACUGGUGAUAGAUAACAUACUGUGUUGAAGUAAUAAUAUAGGCUGUUUUCCAUCUGAUUUGUUGAUGCUGUAAAUAAAAUGUGUAAAUAGUAGUAAAUGUUUAUAUUCAUGUAUCUUAAGUUAAGGUUAUAAACUUUGUCACAAUGUGAUUUUUUUAUUCAAGUCAAAACAGAUGUGUGCAACUAUUUUGAAUAUUGAUUUAUAAACAUUCAUUCUUUAUCAAUGAA
Molecule: messenger RNA, 5959 nt
Organism: Meriones unguiculatus (Mongolian gerbil)
Lineage: Eukaryota; Metazoa; Chordata; Mammalia; Rodentia; Muridae
Gene: Ints2
Product: integrator complex subunit 2
Exons: 25
Coding region: 387-3980 (1197 amino acids)
Biological process (GO): snRNA 3'-end processing
Cellular component (GO): integrator complex
Source: RefSeq, a predicted model, not a curated record